CAAGAUCCUUGUCUGUGAUCUGAACACAAGAGGAAAUGGGAAGAUAGGGCUGGAGCAUACUUCUUUUUUUUCUUUUGUAUGGUUUAGAUCGUUUGAAGUAGUGAAAUAAGUGUUAGCAAUAGACAGUACUGCCCAUGCUCAUAUUCAAGUCAAGUCAGAUUCUGUCCAUUUUUCCCUAAAAAAACAUACACAUGUCGCAACCACGCAAAAUAUGUGUUGCUAUCUGCGGCCUUGGAAGAGCUGGUUUGAUCCAUAUUGGAAAUGCGGUGCGUAAUCCAAGGGUAUAUGUGAAGUGGAUUGUAGAAGAGGACCUGGAGAAAGCUGAUAAAAUAAGAAAUGAAUGCUUUUUAGAUGAUUCUGUUCAAAUAGUAAAGGCUAAUGGUGUUAACAAAGUCAUAGAAGACAAGAGUGUGGAAGUGGUUAUUGUAUGCGUACCGACUGCUUGUCAUUCUAGCCUUAUCAUAGCAGCUUUAAAAUCUGGCAAAGCUGUGUUCUGUGAGAAACCUAUAGCAAUGGAAGAAGACGAAGUGAAAGCAUGUUACGCUGCUGCGAAGCAAUACGGCCAGUUAUUAUACUGUGCCUUCAACAGGCGAUUUGACCCAUCUAUACGUGAAGUUUACAUGCGUGUAAGAGCUGGUGAAAUAGGUCAAGUCAGAUCAAUUAAAACCACUAGCAGGGAUUACCCUCAACCUGCAUUGUCAUUUUUAAAAAUAUCAGGAAUUGAGCCGUCACUAGAUGUCACUGAAUACCAGUGUUUGUUAGCAACACGUCUUGCAGAGACCUGCUCUAUGAUUGAUAAUGAGGUAACUAAACAAGCAACUAUAGAAAAGGUACUGCAAACAGAUUAUGGUACUAACAGAUGUGAAAAAGUAAAGUCCACUCCUUUCCUAAGCAACAGAGAGAGUUUAUCUAGCUAUCCAUUAUGUGGCCCAUCACUUGUAAAGAAAUAA
This is a messenger RNA of Anneissia japonica, 950 nucleotides long. RefSeq lists its product as uncharacterized. Bases 192 to 950 code for a protein of 252 amino acids. The transcript has 7 exons. Gene Ontology annotation, molecular function: oxidoreductase activity; nucleotide binding. The record is from RefSeq and is a predicted model, not a curated record. Gene Ontology annotation, biological process: NADPH regeneration. NCBI's taxonomy places the organism in Eukaryota, Metazoa, Echinodermata, Crinoidea, Comatulida, Comatulidae. Gene Ontology annotation, cellular component: cytoplasm.